AUGCCCAGAGUGAGCAUGAGAGGCGAACGUUUGAAUGGGAGCAAGCAGAAAGCUGCCAGGGCUUUAGAGAGAGAGAAAUUGGAGUUAAAAAAGGAAAAGUGGAAAAUGGAACUGGAAAUGUCUAGGUCGCGUGGGAAAGAGGCUUCUCACGGGGAUUCUGUUCACUCCCGGUCAGAUGUAUUUGGGAGAUAUGGUAAGUAUGGACCCAAAAUUCCAAAGCUCGGGGCAGGUGGAGACAUAGAGGCAUACUUGGGAACCUUUGAGCGUCUUACUACUGCCAAUGAGUGUUCACGGGACUCAUGGGCAUCUAGAUUGGCUGCUGUCAUAACUGGUAAAGCAAGGGAAGCUUAUGCACUCAUGCCAACAGACACUAUCAGCGAUUAUGACAAGGUGAAGCUUGCAAUCCUCAAGAAGUACCAGUUGGGUUAUGAAGCUUACCGGGAGAAGUUUAGAACUUCCAACAAAGAACCUGACGAGAGAUUUCAGGAGUGGGGGACCAGAGUGUCCCGCUAUUUUGAUAGAUGGCUAGAAAUCAACGAGAUCGAAACCUUUGAGAAACUUCGUGAGCACAUGAUCAUAGAGCAGAUGAUUAACCUAUUAUCUCCAGAUUUGCAAUUAGUAUGGAUUAAGGAGCGGAAGCCGACGACCACAGAUAAGUUAACGGAAUUAGCAGAACUCUAUUUUAAUUCUAGGAGGAAAAGUCACACUGCUGAGCCGGUCGAUUCUUCCGAAGGUCCAACCCGGUACGAUUCUUCCAAAGGUAAACAGGGUAAGAAAUUCAAACAUGACAAUACAGGUAAGCCCUCCAAAGAUAAUGUUACCUGUUUUACUUGCAAUAUGAAGGGUCAUUAUGCUUAUGAGUGUCCCGACCAGAAGGAAAGGGCCAGUGAAACAUCGGUGACCAGUAAAAGUCAGAGUGGUGGUGCCAAUUCGAAAGCUGGGAAACCCAAGAAAGGAUCCGGUUAUCUCUGCCUGAGCCCUUCAAGACCCGGGUUUCUCAACCACAAGCAAUUUGAACUUCAAGGUUAUGUUGCUAAGAGACCUGUAAGGAUGUUGCUUGAUACUGGUUGCUCUAAUACGCUGGUAAAAUCAUGCUUGAUACCAUAUGACGCAUGUGAUGGGAAUAGUUUUGAAGUUCUUUUGGCCAAUGGUAUGACACAGAAAGUUCUCACAGCUAAAGUAGUACUGUCUAGCACCAUUGGCAAGAAGGAAUGCAUAGUAGGAGUGCUGGAGAAACUACCUGUGGAUGUAUUGCUAUCCCAGGAGGAUUUCGUGGUCAUUGGUAGGUUGAAGGAAUGA
Lineus longissimus is the source of this 1299-nucleotide messenger RNA. RefSeq lists its product as uncharacterized. Bases 1 to 1299 code for a protein of 432 amino acids. Lineage: Eukaryota; Metazoa; Nemertea; Pilidiophora; Heteronemertea; Lineidae. Gene Ontology annotation, molecular function: nucleic acid binding; zinc ion binding. The transcript has a single exon. The record is from RefSeq and is a predicted model, not a curated record.